AUGAAACUGUUAAUAUAUUUUUGGAUACUCAUAUUUAAUUUUCCUUUUGUAUUUCCAAUAUCUCAAAUUCAACCUUAUAUGAAAAUUAAGUGUACUGAUAAUGAGCACUGUCCAGCUGAGUGGCCAUGUUGUUCACAGUAUGGCGAAUGUGGGAAAGGGCCUGCGUGCGUUAAUGGUUGUAAUCCAAAAAACUCAUUUAGUGCUGAUAGUUGUUUGGCUAUUCCAGCAUUAAUUCCUCCAAUGGAGUUAUCAUUUGAUGCCACAGCAGGUCCAAAACCAAAUUUGGAUGAAGAUGAUUAUGAAGAUGAGUAUGAAGAUGAUGAUGAGGAUGAAGAUAAUGAAGAGAAUGAACAAAAUGAAUACAAUGAAUACGAUAAUAACGAAGAAGAUGAGGAAGGAAACGAUGAUGAAGAAGAAGAGUAUAAUCUAGAAGAAGAUCAUGAAGAAGAUAAUGAAGAAGAUGGUGAAGAAAACGAUGAGGAUAAUGAAGAUGAGGAAUAUGACGGAGACGAGGGAAACUAUGAAGAAAAUGAUGAGUAUUACGAAAUAGAUGAUGAAGAUGAUGAGGAUGAUGAGGAUGAUGAGGAUGAUGAAGAUGAUGAAGAUGAUGGCCAUUAUGCGAUAGAUGAUGAAGAUGAUGAAGAGGAGGAUUUUGAAGAAGAGAAUGAUGAAUAUGAAUAUAUAGAUCUAAAGUAUAAUAAUUCCACACAUUAUGAACAAAUAAUGCAGAAUUUUGUUGAAAACUAUUCAGGAGGGUGGGAAUUUAUUAGAGGAUUUGAAUCAGAGAGUACUAUGAGUAUUCCUGAAGAGCCAAAUUCGGAUGAUGACGAAGAUCAUUAUGAAUUAAGUAGAUGGGGUCUAAUAAGUUAUCUAAAAUAUCUAAUAGCAUCCGAUGAAGAAGAGGCAGAAGAUAUGUUAAGAGACUACAGUUUUACUCAUGGGGGUUAUACAAGCAUUGACAAUAACUCAGGGGAAAUUAUUUUAGGUAUGCCUAAGAGAACAACAGGAAGUGUUGUUUCGUCUGCUAGAUCAUUUCUUUAUGGUAGGGUUGAGGUUAAUAUGAAAACAUCGAGAGGAAAAGGUGUAGUAAGUGCUAUAGUUUUAAUGAGUUCUAUAGGUGACGAAAUAGAUUUCGAAUUUUUAGGUGGGGAAUUAAACGAAGUUCAAACAAACUAUUUCUGCGAAAGGGAAUUAAUAUAUUCUAAGAUGCAAAAGUCCCAAGUUCCAAGUAAUACGUGGGCAAAUUAUCACAAGUAUGAAAUUGAUUGGAACGAAGAACGUUUAAUUUGGCUAAUUGACGGUGUUCCAAUUCGCACACUACAUAAAGCAGAAACAUGGGACGAAGGUUUAAAGAAGUUCAAGUAUCCAAUCACACCUAUGAGAUUAGAAAUUGCACUCUGGCCAGGUGGAGGUGAAGGAAAUCAUCCUGGAACCAUUGGAUGGGCUGGAGGACCAAUUGACUGGGAAACCUCUCCAGAUAUUGUUGAAAAUGGACAAUUUAUGCUACGUGUGCACGAUAUGAAAAUAAUGCCAUAUCAUAAUGAAUACGUUGAACCAAUGAGGAAAUGUUUACAAGACGAAAAGGGACUGGGGCCAUCUCCAGUUUUAGAAGAUGACGACUUUUCUCAAUUAACAUUUGCUUAUAAAAAAGAUGGGAAUUCUCAAAACCAAUUUGCAAUUAAUUGGUCAUGUAACUAUAUUCCAUACAUAUGGGAGCCAAAAGUACAAUUUAAUCCUGUUAAGCCAAUAUAUAUGAAGAAAAAGGCUAAAUCACCUUCUAAAACAAUUUCUAAACCUACUUCUAAAACAACUUACAAGAAGAAUUCGACUGAUAUAAAGUUACUUGAUCCAGAUAUUCAUUUCGUUCCAGAUACUCGUGCCCUAAAGAAGCUAAAAAAUAAUCAAGCAACUUUUAAUAUAACCGUUGUUAACACAACGUUUCUCAAUAUGACCAUUGAAAACACUACAUUAACCAACAAAACAAUUCCUAGAACUAAUAUUACUAACCUAACAACAGAACGCACUAAAAUUCAUGAAACCCCCACCGAAUUUGUUUCAAGUGGUGUUUCUUACAUCAAAAAUAAAAAUCCAUUUACAACUUUAAAGCGUUUAAUAUUUUUUCAUUUCAGGAGAAAUAUAUUUGAUUAA
Molecule: messenger RNA, 2148 nt
Organism: Henningerozyma blattae CBS 6284
Lineage: Eukaryota; Fungi; Ascomycota; Saccharomycetes; Saccharomycetales; Saccharomycetaceae
Gene: CRR1
Product: putative glycosylase
Exons: 1
Coding region: 1-2148 (715 amino acids)
Biological process (GO): carbohydrate metabolic process; fungal-type cell wall organization
Cellular component (GO): fungal-type cell wall
Molecular function (GO): hydrolase activity, hydrolyzing O-glycosyl compounds; glycosyltransferase activity
Source: RefSeq, a predicted model, not a curated record